Molecule: messenger RNA, 3440 nt
Organism: Siniperca chuatsi (mandarin fish)
Lineage: Eukaryota; Metazoa; Chordata; Actinopteri; Centrarchiformes; Sinipercidae
Gene: stard3
Product: StAR-related lipid transfer (START) domain containing 3
Exons: 15
Coding region: 260-1612 (450 amino acids)
Cellular component (GO): late endosome
Molecular function (GO): cholesterol transfer activity; cholesterol binding
Source: RefSeq, a predicted model, not a curated record
AUUAAAUAAUCAAUUGCGGGAUUGAGUUCACGUUAUUUUCUUGUUUCAUAGCGUUAUUUCCUGUAGCUGUCAACUUGAGACAUGAUGUCUGUGUAUCAUUUUUAGUCACAGUGUAACAGUUAGCAAACGAGAGUAACUUGCUUACAAACGAAGAUAAAUUAGCUAACCGGAGUAACGUUAGCUAACAUCAGUGGCUAGUUAUUUAGCUAAUUUUCGUUUCAUCAGCGAUCCUGGGGGAGUUUCCUGUCUCACCGCAGGAAUGCCGGGUGGAGAAUAUGGGGAGCUCGGGGCCAGCCUCCCUGCAAUCACCUCCCUGAACGCUUCCUACUCUACGUCGUUGUCCCUUCCUUCCCCAUACCUGUUGGUACCUCCUGCAGAGCGCAAGGCCAUCUCUGACGUUCGCCGUACCUUCUGUCUCUUUGUGACAUUUGAUCUGCUCUUCAUCUCCCUUCUGUGGAUUAUUGAGCUGAACAUCUCCAGCACAAUCUGGGAGAGCUUAGAAAAUGAGGUUGUCCAUUAUAACUACAGGUCUUCCUUCUUUGACAUCUUUCUCCUUGCCAUGUUUCGUUUCCUGUGUCUACAAAUGGGUUACGCUGCUUUUCGGUUGAAGCAUUGGUGGGUUAUUGCGGUUACCACUCUAGUGACCAGCGUCUUCCUCGUUGUUAAGGUCAUCAUAUCUAAUCUCCUGUCCCAGAAUGCCUUUGGCUACGUGUUACCCAUCACUUCAUUUGUGGUGGCCUGGCUGGAGACCUGGUUCCUCGACUUCAAGGUGCUCACUCAGGAGGCAGAUGAUGAGAGAGCCUACCUAGCAGCAGUGAACGCAGCCUGCGAACGAGCCCCCAUGAUCUAUCCCCGUGCUGUUUCAGACGGACAGUUCUACUCUCCACCUGAAUCAAUCGCAGGCUCUGAAGAGGAUCUGGAUGAGGAGGGUCUUGGACGCAGAGCUGUCACUGCACAGGAGAAGGAGUAUGUCAGACAAGGUCGUGAGGCCAUGUCUGUGGUAGAACAGAUCCUAGCCCAGGAGGACAACUGGAAAUUUGAAAAAAACAAUGACACUGGUGACUCUGUCUACACUCUGGAGAUUCCCUUCCAUGGAAAGACUUUCAUUCUUAAGGCCUUUAUGCAGUGCCCUGCUGAGCUUGUGUAUCAGGAGGUGAUUCUGCAACCAGAGAAGAUGGUCCAGUGGAACAGAACUGUUUCUGCCUGCCAGGUCCUUCAGAGGGUUGACGACAACACUCUAGUAUCAUAUGAUGUCUCUUCUGGAGCAGCAGGGGGAGUUGUGUCUGCAAGGGACUUUGUUAAUGUUCGGCGGGUGGAACGCAAACGAGACUGCUACCUGUCUGCUGGCAUGGCAACCGACCACGAUGCCAAACCUCCAAGCGGUCGCUAUGUCAGGGGAGAGAAUGGUCCAGGAGGAUUUGUGGUCCUCAAAUCAAGCAGUAACCCGUCCGUCUGCACUUUCAUCUGGGUCCUCAACACAGACUUGAAGGGACGACUGCCCCGCUACCUCAUCCACCAGAGUCUGGCCGCCACCAUGUUUGAAUUCAUGACCCAUUUACGCCAACGUAUCGCUGAACUGCGGCCCUCUCUCCGCUCCCACCACCACACUUAAAACAGGAGAGACCUCUACAGCUGGUUGAGAGGUGUCACUGCUGUUUUAUUUUAGUGAACCCCAAACAUGGGCGUAGCAGUACCCUUGAGAUGCAUCUAAGCUGAAGGGAUGUGCUACUGUAAGACUGCACUUCUAAGCAUAGGAGAUGUGAGACAUGUGACCAUGCAUUCACCACAUUUCAGUCACCAGAGAAGAGGAGUAAUUAGGUUAUCAAAGACAAUGUUCCUCCUCAUCCUUAAACUUCAACAUUGUUUUUUAAGUGUGAUCACAUACAUAUUUUAUGUAGACCUGUAAUUGUAUUGCUGUGUCCCUCACCGUGCAAUGAGAACUGUGUGUCCUGAACCUGCCAAGUCAUCUUGUGGCAGGGUGGACAUUACUGAAAUAAGAAAACCUGGAUGAGGAUGUACGUGAUUCUCACUGUGUGGACAUCUGUCUCGCUUGUUACAAAAGAACUGGUGCAAUGGCAUGAAGCAGCCGUCUCUGUGCCUUAUCUUACUGCGUACAUUGUUAGCCUUUGACUUGCUGCUUUAGUUUUGUUUUUUUGUUUAGAUUUUUUUGUGUGUACGUUUUCACUGCAUCAUCUUAAAUAUAUCUUAAAAAACCAAGAGAAAUCCUCUUGGUUUGAAUCAUGACCUAUUCCAGGGUGCAAAAAUCUAUCAACUAACGUUUAAUCAACUGAGGGUUUUUAAUACUUCUGUAGUUUUUGCACUUUGGGAUCGGCCAGGAGAUCAAACUAGGAAUCCGAUCAGGAGGCUGUUAAUCUGUGUUGCAAAUGCAUUCUCAAGCUCAGUUAAGAGAAAUGAAGAUGGAUGAUAAUGUUCAUAAAUUAGGAUGCUGUAUACUUACAAAAGCUAUCUUUUGUGCCAAUAACCUCAAGUGGCCUUGUGGUAGAAUAGCUAAACUAAUUAUUUGUCAUCAAAAGUUAUUACUGUACUGAUAUGAUUUCCAUUGACGUACUGGCCUUCCCUCAGGCCCUGAGAUGUGGCACUGAAUGAGGUUUUCCUAUCAUUUCUUACAUAGUGGAGCAUUGUAUUGUUUUUAAAUAUUUAGAAUAGAAAUGCCCCUUCUAGCUUGUUAAGUUUUAGGGUUUUUUUUUCAAAAGUCUGCACCUCAGUGUUAUGAUGUACCUCAGAAAAUCAUGAUUUAUCAUUGCAUAUGUAAUGAAAACUGGCAAAAAGCUGAGGUCUGGCUAUUGGUUCAAAUUACUGUGGAGUUGAACCAAAGAGAGUCACUUGUUCUUCCUUGUGCUUUUCAGUCUUGAUAUAUAAGGCACAAAACAACUGUGUUUAAUUGUUCACACUUUGAAGGAGCAUGUUUAUGGGUGUAACUGUGAUGUUGUGACUGUAGUCAUUUACCACAUCAUACUCACAACAUGGCCACACAGCAUUGAGGCAUUUUACUUUGUAAGGUAUUUGUGGAUGCUGCAAUCAGUCUGAAAUUAUUCCUUCUUAUGAAGUAAAAAAACAAGUGGUUAUUGAGAUUUAACUGGAUAAUUUGCUAUGAUUGAUUUUAGCUACAUACCUGACAGGGAAUGUCAAAUGAAAGUAAUUAGCGAUAUCAACAAUUUUGUGCCUUUAUUACAGUCAGCCUUUUUUUUUUUUUGCAUUUAUUUUAUGCUGUUAAAUCAAUACUUAAUACCUUCAGCAAAGGUAUACUGAAUGCAUAUGAAGCCUACUUACAAUACUUCAAUUUCUGUUUUCUUUAAUAACGUUUUUUGUGUCUAUAGAUCAUUCAUCAACAUGUUAAUUUAAAGCCAUCACAGGAAUACUGACCAACAGUUUUUGAGUCUUAACCAGUGUCUUAUGUCUAAUAAAAUAUAUGAUCUCAA